AUGCAGCACGCCCAACUCUGCGAGGAGUGGGCCGAAGUUCGUCGAGAGAUUCGGCGUGUACACUUGGACAAUGCCAGAGAACAACGAUACGAUUCGAUUCGCCAACGGCUUUCUGAUUUAGGAUGGGGCGAAGAGAUUGCCUUCCACGCGCCACAACUCAGACAGCAUAAACUGGUCAGGCAGCCCAAGCCGUUAACAGAUCGAAUCUGGUUCAACAUCAAGGAACCACUGGUCAAAUUUCUGCAGGAGCACAAAGACAACCGUCUCGAAAUAGAUCGACAGAGCAUCAUCCGGGAAAGAUGGUUCUUGGCGUCCCAGGAGUAUAACAAAUAUAUCGAAGGCCUGGAUCCCAAUUCCGUUUUUCCCUCGCGGCUGGACAUCAUCGGUAGUGAACCAUUCCGUUCCAUCAUCGAAGGCAAAUCCACACAAAUCGAAGAAAACGUCCCAUCCGAGUUGUUUGCUUCUGCCAUCGGUCGAAUUCCAGAGCUUGCAGCGAUUUGGAGAGAAGAGAAAGACGAGGAACUAGUGCAGAUCAUGAAAGCCGCGCAGAGUGACGCGGAUCAUCACGAUCUCAAUCUGGCGACGACUCUAUUUGCUUGGGACAUACAAGAUUUUUACUCUCCGCCAAUUUCAUAUCCGCGCAUCCUCAUGCAUUCGCAUGCCACGGAGCAUCACUGGAAUCAUUUCGACUGUGACACGAAGUCCGAAACUGGUUUACACUGCACUUUGUGGAAUGAAAGGAAACUAGUUAGUUUCGACGAAACAGCGUCAGCUAGGAUGCGGGACAUCCUCGUCGUCUGUGGGUUGGACCCGGAUGUCACGACCAAGGCUGAGUUGGAGGAAAUGGAGCCAUUUGUAGAGUGUGUCACCUGCGCCCACCCUUCCAAAGGGAAAUUGAUUUUCCGAGUUCCUUCUGCUGUUGUCCAUUGCAGCGUGGCGCAUAAAAAAGAGAUUCCUACGUGGAGGAUGCUUACCAGUGAGGAAGAACGCAAAAUCAGACAGCUCGAACACACUCGUUUCAACUCGAUGAUUGAAAACUCGAAGGCGUUCAAUUUGACGACUGGCUCCUUGAUGUACUGCUGCAAUCGAUGUCACCGGCUCCAGCGGAGCUAUUCGAGGUCUUGGAGGGCACACAUGAAAUCUGCGCAUGUCUCGCGGCGCGACGCCAUCCUCGUUCUUUUAGGCGCUUCUUGUUUCUAUGUCUUCUCUAUCUUUACCGACUCCGCCGCUCAAAGCCCCUCCAUCAUCAUCAACACUGCCAAUUCGGAAGGUCCUGAGCACCAUACGAUCACAGAGACGGUCACCGCAACCACUACGCGUAUCUCAACCGCCACGGUGCAUGUCUCGCCCGUUCCAACUCGCGCCGUCGACCUCGGGCUCGUAGACGACUUGCCCGAAACUUCCAUCAUCGCACAUGCUGCAGGGUGGACGCUCUUCAGAAAUCUUUACAUGUCGCGGGGCACUCUUCUCCUGUUGACCACGGACGAGUCCAAAUUUCCCCCCCACCGCCUUAUGACCAGCACCGGGCUCCCAGGGAAUCUCACAAACGAUGCUCAAAGGAUUCCAACAGCGCAAGAGAUGGACUUUAUCACGCCUGUGGAGGCGAGGAGGAGGUGGGGAGGGAACAUUGCCAAGGGCGAGCGAAACCGUGUUCUGACGGUCGAAGGAACGACGCUACUGUACAACGACCCUCCACAGUUUCUCAACCACUCUGAUCUAUGGGACUUGGGUCUUUCUUUACGGGCUUUCUCUGACGGGAAAGAGGCGAAACCUUCAAGUGCGGCAGCCGAUGCGUCGUUCACGCUUCCUUUACUUUCGACUACAACGCCCACGAUCGACCGUGCUAUCUUCAUUCACUCUGACGCCGAAGGCUGGCGUGAUGGACCGGGUUUCAAUGGCUAUUUCAUGAGAGCUGUCUUUCCUUCGAUCACCAUCGAAGUCGAGUCAGAUUGGAUGGAUCGCGUCAACGCAACGAGACAUACUCAGACGGAGCGCGCUUUCCACUUCCCGCUCGCAUUGCUUACGGACCGAAGCGCGGCAUUCCGGGAUCCCAUCUGCGGGUGGUUUACUCAGCGAACGGCAGCCAAUGCCUGGAUGGCCAUGGCCAAGGAGGGAAAGAUUGAUCUAGUCGGCAAUUGGUGGGCGAGUAUGCGAGCUGCCGUCAUCCGAUACGCUGGAGGAGACCCUCAGGAGGAUCUUUCCCCGACUCUCAAGAUGCCCGAGACGAUUGUCAUCACAUACAUCAACCGCCAAGGGACGCGUCGCCAUCUGAAAGAGGAGGACAACCGUCAACUUGUGCAGGCCAUCGAAGAACUCGUUGCUAGGAAGAAUCAAGAGGGUGGCAGGCAAUGGGAGUUCCAUGAUGUGCAGGCCGAACGGCUCACGUUGGACGAGCAGAUUCAAAUGGCUGCUAAGACCCAUAUCAUGUUGGGUGUCCACGGAAAUGGCUUGACACAUUUGGUUAUGAUGAAACCCACACUCGUCUCCGCCGUUGUUGAGAUGUUCCUCCCUGAAGGAUAUGCGCGUGAUUAUGAGUGGACCAGUCGUUCUUUGGGCAUGACGCACUACUCCAUAUGGAAUGAUACAGUCUACACGUAUCCCAACGAACCCCCGAAUCCCGAUUAUCCUGAGGGUUUCCAUGGGCCGAACAUCCCGGUUCAAGCUUCAGUCGUCGCAAACGUCAUCGAGGAACACGUUGCCGCCCGCGAGAAGGGAGAUACGGGUGUUGAGCGAAGCCCGGUGUACGAUCAACAGUGA
Molecule: messenger RNA, 2757 nt
Organism: Mycena citricolor
Lineage: Eukaryota; Fungi; Basidiomycota; Agaricomycetes; Agaricales; Mycenaceae
Source: the annotation of a GenBank genome assembly